Molecule: messenger RNA, 1357 nt
Organism: Chaetomium fimeti
Lineage: Eukaryota; Fungi; Ascomycota; Sordariomycetes; Sordariales; Chaetomiaceae
Exons: 2
Coding region: 147-1205 (352 amino acids)
Source: RefSeq, a predicted model, not a curated record
ACUCCCCACGAUGUCCUACAAGGCAAGAAGCAACAACGGCCCUUCGCAUUGCUGCCUGACCAGUUCUUUCUGGAUAAUACAAGUACCUUACUUCCCGAUCUAGAGUAAACGCCUUCCUCCCAAUCUUCCCCGCGUAUGCACUUUCCAUGACCAUCGACGCAAAAAUCACAGUUACACUCGGCGCAUCAGUCUUCGCCUAUUACUUGUAUUCGGUCUGGACGACAUUAGGGAAAAUGGCCACAACUACUGGCAGUUCUGGGGGCGGCCAAUAUGAGCCCAGUGUCGUUGAUGUCAUCGUUGUCAAGGCCAUGUUGACCAAGGCUCUCAGUUUCCCUCCUGAAAUCAUCGACAGAAUCGUUGACCUUGCCGAGUACUGGCCACACACUACCACCGAACUCAAUAGCACCACCGUUAUUGCCCGGGGGAACAACCAGUUUCACAGGCCAAGCGAUAAGUCGUUGGAAAAUAUGUUCCUACUCCGCUCCACUCCUCUUGGGUUGCAUAACUGGAAGCGCGUCUCCAGCGCCGCCAAUGAUAUACCGAUCGAAAGAACGCCGCUUAAACCUCAACCGCCGGGGGAAGAGUUUUCGGCCGAUGACUUCCAGCAGCUUAUCGCAUCUCCCGUAUCAAUACUCGCGCAGCCCUGCCGUCGCAUCGUCUUCACCAUCCGUAGCCGUGACCAAGGCUUUAGCGGCGUCCGUGAAGACCACGGCACAUAUAACGGUUCAUGGACAUGGUUUGAGGUCGGAUUGGAACGCUGGUGCAAAACCAGCCCCGCCCAAACAAGUUCGCCGGAACAGCCUGAGCGAACCGAACAGCAGUCCCCGCAACCAUCCCUGAAGCUGGAUGACCUGUGCACCGUGAUUCCAGAGGUGGGGUGGGAAGGAGAGGUUCAAAACGCCUACAUCUUCAAGCACAACCUUCAUCCGUCUGAGGACCUCAAAGUUCAGUGCAAUGUGACGGCCGAGAAAGAAGUUGUGGAGCACCGCGUGGUUUGGAGUCACACGGACGAUGUCGACCCAGAGCGUGAUGUUGAAGCUGCCACCAAACUCACAAGACAAGGCCGAGGAAAGGCUACGGGGAACGGCAAAUUUGUCCGUGACCUCAAGUUGGGCGACGUCGUCACGCUCUGGUCCAAAGCGAGGUUUCCCUCCUGGGCCAACUUCGUCGAAUCGGCGAAGAUCGAUGUGUAUUAUGCGAUUUGAAACCUCCCUAGCAUCGGCGUUCGGAGAAGCGCGAGAUACAUUCGUAACCUAAGACAUAGAUUCGUCAACAUCUUUUGGGGAAUUGUGGUGCCACGGUGAGACAUACAUGCGUGGAUCAGCCGUGUAGGACGAGAUCGUGACGAGACACAGUG